AUGUCACGCGGUGUGCUGUGGGUUUCUUCGCGUAUCGUGCAUCCUGAUAAACUGUCUGCCGAGAAGUUUUGUGAUUGGUACGAGAAUACGCAUGCCAAAGAGGUCCUCGUCCUUCCCGGUGUACCAUCCGCUGCUCGCUAUACGGCUCUGCAGCAAAAGCUUUCACGUCCUUACUAUAGUAACGAAGCUCCAUGGCUGACACUCUACGAAUUCCCGGACCUAUCCUACAAAGAUAGCCAAGGUUUCAAAGGCAUCAAACCACCAGGCGCAGACCUAAUCGAAGAUGUGUACAAAAAUGUCCGCUUCGACAUCCGCUUCUACGAAGAGGUACAGGUGGUCGAGGGCUCCACUUCAUCCCCACCCAAAUUCCUCAUCUCCGCCGCUCUAGACCCUCCAAAAGACGCAGCAUCCACUGAUGAUUUCGAUGCUUGGUACCGUCAAGAACACAUCCCCAUGCUCGAACGCGCACCUGGUUUUGUGCGCUCACGCCGCUUUAAACUUAGCAACGCAACUGUCAUCAACGAAUUUCAGGUUGGUGAUGUGACCGAGGAGGCGCCGCGCUUUUUGGCGUUGCAUGAAUUUAGUGGUGAGGCAUUGCCGUGGAAGGAGAUUGCGGAGAGUACAUCGACGGAGUGGGCGAAGAGAGUUUGGGGUGGUUUGGAGAAAGAAGAGGUAGGGUGGUAUGAGCUUGGUAAGGUGUACAGUGAGAGUGAAUGGGGACAUGUUGGAAAAUAA
Alternaria postmessia is the source of this 735-nucleotide messenger RNA. RefSeq lists its product as uncharacterized. The record is from RefSeq and is a predicted model, not a curated record. The transcript is spliced from 3 exons. Lineage: Eukaryota; Fungi; Ascomycota; Dothideomycetes; Pleosporales; Pleosporaceae. The coding region runs from base 1 to 735 and encodes 244 amino acids.